Molecule: messenger RNA, 2298 nt
Organism: Scophthalmus maximus (turbot)
Lineage: Eukaryota; Metazoa; Chordata; Actinopteri; Pleuronectiformes; Scophthalmidae
Gene: napbb
Product: N-ethylmaleimide-sensitive factor attachment protein, beta b
Exons: 11
Coding region: 164-1054 (296 amino acids)
Biological process (GO): regulation of synaptic vesicle priming; intracellular protein transport; SNARE complex disassembly
Cellular component (GO): vacuolar membrane; synaptobrevin 2-SNAP-25-syntaxin-1a complex; terminal bouton
Molecular function (GO): soluble NSF attachment protein activity; syntaxin binding
Source: RefSeq, a predicted model, not a curated record
GUGUCGCGUCGAGGGACUCCAACUCCCGCGAUGCCACGGCGCUCGCUUUAACUACCAGCUUGGUGGGGACGCCUCCACCAGAUUAAACCCAUCGUCCGUAAUCCCUACUGUACACAGCGGAAUCCUCUGCGGGUGUCACGUUCGUCCCGAACACGGCAGAGACAUGGACAACUCCGGCAAAGAGAAGGAGGCAAUUCAGCUAAUGGCGGACGCGGACAAGAAAGUCAAGUCGUCGGGCUCGUUUCUGGGAGGGAUGUUUGGAGGAGGACCUCACAAAGUGGAAGAGGCAUGUGAGAUGUACUGCAGAGCGGCCAACAUGUUCAAGAUGACCAAAAACUGGAGUGCUGCUGGAAAUGCGUUUUGCAAGGCUGCACGUCUCCAUUUGCAGCUGCAAAACAAACAUGACUGUGCCACCAGUUUCAUCGAUGCAGGGAAUGCAUACAAGAAGUCUGACCCAAAUGAGGCAAUCAAGUGUUUAAAUGCUUCCAUCGAUAUAUACACAGACAUGGGAAGAUUCACCAUCGCAGCAAAACACCACAUCAGUGUUGCGGAGAUCUUAGAGUCUGAUCUGGUGGAUAUCGAAAAGGCCAUUGCACAUUAUGAACAAGCAGCAGACUACUACAAAGGAGAGGAAUCAAACAGUUCUGCCAACAAGUGUCUGCUGAAGGUGGGGGCUUACUGUGCUCAACUGGAGCAGUACCAGAAGGCCAUUGAGAUCUACGAGCAGGUUGGAGCCAGCACGAUGGACAACCCACUGCUGAAAUACAGCGCAAAAGAGUAUUUCUUCAAAGCCUCCCUCUGUCAUUUCAUUGUCGACGAGCUCAACGCUAAGAUUGCUGUUGAAAAAUAUGAGGAGAUGUUCCCGGCGUUUUCAGACUCCAGAGAAUGCAAGUUGUUGAAGAAACUUCUUGAGGCGCAUGAGGAGCAGAACAGUGAAGCUUUUACAGAGGCAGUAAAGGACUUUGACUCCAUCUCACGUCUGGACCAGUGGCACACGACUCUCCUGCUGCGCAUCAAGAAGACCAUCCAGGGUGACGAGGGGGAUCUGAAAUGAGCGAAAGGCGGGUUAGAAACGCAGCAUGAAGGGACAAAUCCAUCACGCAUGCUUUCCACACACACACACACACACACACACACACACACACACACACACACACACACACACACACACACACACACACACACACACACACACACACACACACACACACACACACACACACACACACACUGUGUAUAGCAUCAGGACAGGAGCGUCUGCUGAUGAUUUUGAAUAUCCCCACUGCUCACUGCUAUACUUUCAGAGCACUACCUUGCUUUCCUCAAGAGCAUAUCUGAAUCUAGUCAGAAUGUGAAUCCUCUCGCCCUCACCUCUGUCCAGAGGAUUGCUGCAUACUGUACCCUUUUCUGCCGAAAUCUGUGCCGGGGGAUUUCAGAGCGGUAUAUCGUGUUGAAACUAAUGUUAGUAUUGAUGACAGGCACCUGCAUGUUUUGUACAAUUAUUGUUUUUACUAGUCAGAUGCAGCUUGUUUUGGUUUUAAAAAAAAUAUAUAGUUUGAUAUAUAUUUAAAUUAUUUAAAUGUUUCAGUUUGUUGUACAUAAGAUUAUCAUUGUUGGGUUUAAAGAAUGUAUUGUAAUCUUAAUUUAUGUUGUGUUGAAAUAGAAGAGAAGGGUAAAAUAAAUAUCACGAGUGUUCUCAAAACUCAUUUUCAUGAAAAAGAUUUUUUAGUUUCAUUUGUAUCGCCCGUUGCGAGCGACUCUUCUUGAUGAAGGGCAAUGAUAUGCAUCAAAUGUAGACUGUUAAAACAUUUGUACCUGAUCACAAACGGAUGAAAUUUUUUCCAUACAUAUUAUUUGUUUUUCAGUUUAUCAAUUAAUUUUAGGAUUUGUUGAUGUAACAAUACUUUGAGUGUUGUACGUUGAACUUUAUAGGUUGAGCUGUAUUUUUGAAUGAGAAGCAAUGACGUGGGAAACCUUCCCCCUUAUUCCGAGGGCAGUAAUCUUGGGAUUACUGUGCGUCAUUAUAGUCACUCAUCUCGUGCUGUGCGUUGUUGUGUCGUGAACUACUAGGUGCAGGUUUAUUGCUGCAGUGUACCUUUUCAGCUGGCCAGUUGCUAAGCAUGUAAUUGUGUGUGUAGGCUAAUGUUGCGUCACAUUCACUAGUGAGCCAGACCAAAGUUUUUACAGAAGGGUCAGACGCCCUGCGUAUCCAGCUUCUUCCAGAUGGAACGACAAUGGACCUUGGAUAGGAUCUGUGUGCUUGUGCGAAUGGACAAUAAUAAAGGUAUUAUAAUCCUA